AGUUAUGAAGUAGUAAUGAAGAUAAUUUUAGGGUUGGGGUCACCACAACAUGAGGAACUGUAUAUUAAGGGGAAGCACUGGCGUAGAAGAUACACGCUGCGCAUUAGAACUGCAGAUGCGGUUAGAUUUGUGCGUCGCAAGCCCUCCUCUGUUUUGGCGCUGGUUGCAGAAGCAGGCGCUUCCGAGCUUGGCCCGGGCCUCUGCCGCUUCCCUCCGCCCAAAUCCGGCUCUGGGAGCGAGAGGCUCCGCCCCCGGCCCGCUUCACGUGGCUCUCUCCCGGCAGCUGAGCCGAGCAGGCGCCGGGGAGUCAUGGAGGGAGCGUGGCUUCAGCUACUGCGGCUACAGGCUCCGCUUAGGCCCGGCGCCUUGGCGCUUCUGCCCUGCUUUUGCUGCCGGCGCCCUCCUCCUCUGUUGCGGCGGCCUCUACGCCACGAUGGGCGCUCCUCGGGCUUCUGCACCGACGUCUCUUGGGCCAGGAAGCAGCGGCAGCGAAGGAAGAGAGCGGAAGCAGUGCUGCGCGCACGUGAUCUUUCUCGAUGCUUGACUACAGAGGCAUCUCAAGCCACUCUCGCCAGUGUGGCUCCUGUUUUUUCAGUGAUGAAGUUUGAUAAAGAUGGUAAUGUAAGUGCUUACGAAAGAAAGAAAACAGAACUAUAUCAAGAACUAAACCUUCAAGCAAGGGAUCUACGAUUUCAGCAUCAAGUGAACAUAUCACCCAGGAACAACAAGAUCAUCGUGAGAAUGGAGUUUUUGAAGGCAGUGGUAACCCCUGAAUAUCUUCUCAUUCUGGACUAUCGCAAUGCAAAUCUGGAAAAAUGGCUGUUCCAAGAACUGGCGCCCCAGUUAGCUGGAGAAGGUCAACUAGUUACAUAUUCUUUACCUUUUGAAUUCAGAGCUAUAGAGGCUAUACUACAGUAUUGGAUCAGCCACCUACAUGGGAGACUUCACCACCUGCAGCCUCAGAUUCUUGAGACACUGGACGCUCUCGUGGACCCAAAGCUUUUGUCUUUGGAUAGGAGCAAAGUCCAUGUCCUUUUGCAAAAUGGUAAAAGUUUGUCAGAAUUGGAAACCGAUCUCAAGGUUUUCAAAGAGACGGUUUUAGAAAUCCUAGAUGAAGAAGAAGUAUUAGAAGAGUUGUGUCUCACAAAAUGGACAGACCCUCAAGUUUUCGAGGAGAGUGUCUCUGGAAUUGACCAUGCAGAGGAGAUGGAACUACUGCUGGAGAAUUACUACAGGCAGGCAGACGAUCUUAUUAACGAAACUCGUGAACUUCGUUUAUUGAUUGAUGAUUCUGAAAGCAUCAUUUUCAUCAACUUGGACAGUCACCGGAACGUGAUGAUGAGACUGAAUCUGCAGCUGACUAUGGGAACUUUCUCGCUGUCACUCUUUGGAUUGUUAGGAGUAGCUUUUGGCAUGAACUUAGAAUCUUCCUUUGAAGAGGACCGUGGAGUAUUUUGGCUGGUGACUGGAAUUAUGUUCCUGGGCAGCGGCUUGAUUUGGCGACGCCUCCUUUCCUUCCUCGGGCGGCAUCUUGAACCUUCAGUACCUCCUCCAAUUCCAGCUUUUCUGAAAAGAAUUCAACCAGCAAAUGGAAAAGUGGAAUUUAAAAGUGACUUUAAAACAGAACCCCUUGGAUCAAGUAGAAACACAGUGACAAACCAAUGAUCAGCCCACCUUUGCAAUUUGACUUCAGACUGUGUUUCCUCUAAUAAAAGGUAGCAUUUGUUAUUAUGUGACUUUAGUAUAUGCCAAAGAUAUGUGCCUACAGCCAUCAAAAUGUCCAGCUUCGGUGAGAUGAGCCCAAUGGAAUUUUUUUGUAUCAAAGUAGAAUAUCUCAAGCCUAUAAUCUAAUUAACGGAAAAUUCAGAUUGUGGUUAAUCUGAUACUUCUUCUGGACACCAUGGUUUAGUAUAUGCAAGGAAAUUACAGGUAUAUCUCAGUUAAUAAAACAGAUUUCUUACUGGGCAGAAAUAAUAUCAAAGGAAUGUGGAUAGAUUCAGCCAAUAUGUUUCAGCAAACUUUUAAUUCGGUAUCAGCAAUCUGUACACGUGAAAUGAAACAGCCAAGUCAGCUAAGGAUAGCAUGAGUAAAUAAGCCAUUCUGAGUCUUCUGGACAUCAUUUCAAGUCUUUUUCCAAAAUGCACCCAGAAAUGACUUCCUUUCAGCAUCUGCCACAUUUCUUGGUUGGCCAAACUUAUACAUCUAUUAUUUGUAAUAUGCUGAGGGUAGCUGCUGAGGCUGUCAUAUCUGCUGUCCCUUUUCUCUGUUUUGCUCUUCAUGCAAACUUGGCCAGGAAUUCUGGACAUGGCUAUAGUAGGAUCAGUUGGAGUAGAAGUCUUUAGUUUUCCAGCUCAAGCUUUCCUUAAUUGCAUUGUUUCAACACUCUUGCUUUAAUUUUAGGAUUAAAUAUAAUAAAAGCCCUCAAUAUGUUUUUGGAUUUGAGCUCCCAUCGAUCAUGUUAGCUGGUACUCUUGGUAUUUCUUCAAAAUAUCUGUAGAGCUCAGCUAUAUCUCAAAUAAUAUGAGUUUGAAGGUAAAUAAAUUCAGUGCUGAUUGUACAUAUUGAACCAUUGGGCUUUACAAGGAAAAUAUCUCCUUUAUUCCCCUAGCAUAUUAACACUGUAAGCACUGGGGCAGUUCCCUGCUUUGAUCCAACUUCUAUGGUUACUACAACCAUCAGUUGUAGUAGAGGGGCUUGAAGGGAUGUUAUCUAUUUUGAUCACACUCCCUUGUUCAAAAUAUCAUGUGACAAAUGCCAAAAUCUAACUUCCACUAAAAGAUAAGCACCAUCUGGGAUUGAGAGAGAUUUCCAUCUGUUGUAUGGUUGCUUGCUUGUAUAACCUACUGAUAACAAAUAGCACAAUGUUAGUAGUUCAAAAUGAUUGUGAAAUGUUGUUUGAAAAGAAGUAUCUGCUUUUAUUACUUGCACAGUGAACAAGGUAAGAAGCAAUAAGACAUUGACUGGUGAUUUUAAAUGAAGAUAGUACAUUUGUUAAUCUUUAACCUAAGCAACAAGGAGAUAAUCUGUAACAUAUUGAUGUAUAAAAGAAAUGAGAGAAAUCUGUAACAUGUUGAUGUAUAAAAGAAACGGGAGACUGCAUUUGAUGGAAGAGUUUGACUAACCCAGGAGACAAUGAUUAGCCCAAAGUAACAUAGCUUCAGGAGACCUUCUUCCCAUUGUAUUAUAUUGCUGCCCAUGCCGUCUUCAAAAGAAUGCAUGAGACUUUCCAGAUAUUGUUGGCCUAGGUGUUCUAACAGCCCUAGUCCGCAUAGCCAAAGGUAAGCAGUGCGGGAAGUUGAAGUCCGACAACUGGAGGGCCACAUGAUUCCUUCACAGCACCCUACUUUCUUCCUUCAUUGUACUGCAUUCUUCCUUUUGCUCAACAGAAAUCAAUUUGGGGAUGUUAGUGAUACUCAUUUAGCUUAGCACUGACAGUUUCCAGCAGAAAUCUUUCCCUUCACCUAAUACUUGAUCCUCUUUUAACAGACAUGAAAUCCAGGACCUUCAGUGUGCAAUUGUGUUGUGCAUCACUGAGCUGCAGGAACUAUUUAUAUAGGUAUAUUAACUCAGGAAAUUUCAGAUUCUUGUGAGCCAACUUCUAAAUCCUGCUGGAGUUACUCCACACACUGUUUUUAAAGAACCUUGGCAAAGUGGACAAUUUACAAUGCAACCCUUGUGUCUGCAGGAGAUAUGUUCCAAGACCUCCCCGCAGAUACCUGAAACCAUGGACAAUAGUUAGCCCUGUAUAUGUGGGCUGGAAUUAUUAUAUUUAUACCUUGCUUUUAUCUCCCCCGAAGAGGAUCCAAAGCAAUAUAAUAUAGGAUUGCACUGAGGGACUUAGAGAGGUCCACAAACACCUCUAAGGGGCAAUGUUUUGGGGAGGGGUGUGGGUAAAUAAAACUCUGGAUAAGGGUGUUGCUUGUACAGUAUUGUAGUUACUUUCAUUGUUUCUUGAUGGUGACUUUAGACUGAAAAUAUUCAUGUCUCUAUUUAAGUAGCUUACAUUUCUGCAGAAAAGGUUGAUUAACAAUCUUAAAAGGUGGGUCUCUUCAGUCCUUCCCCAUGAUUGAAAUAUUGCUCAAACACCAACAAUACUCAAAACCUUUAUGAAUGCCCUUGCUGGCAUCUAAAUAUUAGUGCUUAUUCCUGACCAUUAUAAUCCAGAAUUGGUGGAAAAUCACGUUGAUUUCGAGAUGUUGUCAGCAAAUCUUUACAGCCAAAAUCAUGUGAGCUGCUGGGAAUUACUGUCCAACAGCAUCUGAAAGACCCCAUCCCUGAUCUAUGCUAAAAUUAAGAGUAACUUGAUAUCUGCAACUGUGUCUGACCUUUGAAAUACCAUCCCUUUUAAACCAAUAAAAAGUAGGAAGACUGGGAAAACUGUAUUGUUUGACAUACUAGUAACUCCACAUUUGCAGGAUUUUGGAUGUUUUUUUACCAGUAUACUAAACUGUACUGUAUAUUGUAAUAAAUAACUUACAACAGGA
Anolis carolinensis (green anole) is the source of this 4484-nucleotide messenger RNA. RefSeq names its product magnesium transporter MRS2 (gene mrs2). Gene Ontology annotation, cellular component: mitochondrial inner membrane. Gene Ontology annotation, molecular function: magnesium ion transmembrane transporter activity. Lineage: Eukaryota; Metazoa; Chordata; Lepidosauria; Squamata; Anolidae. The transcript is spliced from 11 exons. Gene Ontology annotation, biological process: mitochondrial magnesium ion transmembrane transport. Bases 16 to 1665 code for a protein of 549 amino acids. The record is from RefSeq and is a predicted model, not a curated record.